Tigriopus californicus is the source of this 1379-nucleotide messenger RNA. RefSeq names its product fructose-1,6-bisphosphatase 1-like (gene fbp). Lineage: Eukaryota; Metazoa; Arthropoda; Copepoda; Harpacticoida; Harpacticidae. The transcript is spliced from 2 exons. Gene Ontology annotation, molecular function: fructose 1,6-bisphosphate 1-phosphatase activity. Gene Ontology annotation, cellular component: cytoplasm; cytosol. The record is from RefSeq and is a predicted model, not a curated record. The coding region runs from base 157 to 1182 and encodes 341 amino acids. Gene Ontology annotation, biological process: gluconeogenesis; sucrose biosynthetic process; fructose metabolic process.
CCACACUUGCGGACUUUUUUGGGGAUAGAGUACAGGUGCCCAUUUCUCUGCUGGGACAAAUAGAGGGCACACACAACAAUACACCUAGGAUCCAUCCUGAUGGAUAACAUGCGCUUCUGACUUUGAAAAGUAGUGGUUAAGUUCUGCCGAUUCACCAUGGCUGAUCGUAUUGCCAUCAUGUCCCAACAACCCAUCGACACCAAUUGUAUGACCUUGACCCGGUUCUUCUUGGCCGAGCAGAGGAAGAAUCCUUCUGCCACUGGCGAUCUCACUCAGCUCCUGACCUCCAUCCAGUCUGCGGUGAAAGCCAUCUCCGCCGCAGUGCGGCGAGCGGGCAUCUCGCAGUUAUUUGGUGCCGCCGGGAACGUCAAUGUUCAAGGUGAGGAUGUCAAGAAGCUGGACGUGCUGUCCAACGAGCUCUUCAUCAACAUGCUGAGAUCGUCCUACACGUGCUGUCUCUUGGUAUCCGAGGAGAACGAGACCGUGAUUGAGAUCGACACCGAGCGACAGGGCAAGUAUAUCGUCACCUUCGACCCCUUGGACGGCUCGUCGAACAUCGAUUGCCUGGUCUCCAUUGGAUCCAUUUUUGGCGUGUUCAAGAAGCAGGAGGGCGAGGCAGUGGAUGAGAAACUGGCUUUCCAGAAGGGCCGCAACUUGGUGGCCUCUGGAUAUGCCUUGUAUGGUAGUGCCACCAUGAUGGUGGUGGCUCUCAACAACUCCGUCAACGGAUUCAUGUUGGACCCAGCCAUCGGCGAAUUCAUUCUGACCGACCCCAAGAUGCAGAUCCCCGCCCGCGGCAAGAUCUACUCCUUGAAUGAAGGCUACGAGAACAAGUGGAGCUCGGCCAUCAAGGAUUACGUCAAGGGCAAGAAGGAAGGCCCCAAGCCCUACGGCGCUCGCUACAUCGGCUCCAUGGUGGCGGACGUGCAUCGAACCAUCAAGUAUGGCGGUAUCUUCUUGUAUCCCGGCACCGCAGAUGCGCCCAAUGGCAAGCUACGCGUCCUCUACGAAUGCUUCCCCAUGGCCCAUAUCGUGGAAACCGCAGGCGGAGCCGCCUCCACCGGCACCCAACCUAUGCUGGAUCUGGUACCCACCAAGCUCCACGAACGGUCGCCCAUCUUCCUGGGCAGCCAAGAGGAUGUGGCCGAUAUCUUGGCCAUCAUCAAGAAGCACGAGGAAUAGGAGACCAACGAGAGACCGACGACUCAGUCAAAGGUUACACCCGGCUGCUCAACCUUGAAUUCUAUGAAUUUGUCACUCUGUCGCUCGACAUCCCCCAACCCCUGAACCCGCCCGACCUUUCUUCCUCCCUCAAUCGAAAAUGUGCUCUUUUGACUACCUUAAACUAUGUUGAAAUACAACCUAUAUCUCCACCGUCA